ACAGUUUGUUGGAGGAGCUCUCUGUGUCGGAGAAUGUCAGGAAGCAACCAGCUACCGGACCUGGUUGUCAUUAAAGAACUGGAGCUCAUCUUGGAUUCCUGCACGCUGGAUCUCACACCAGUGGAUGAAGUCUGGCCCAACCUGUACAUAGGAAAUCUGGCCGUGGCACAGAACAGAAAGAAAUUACAGAAGCUCGGCAUCACUCACGUCCUGAACGCAGCGCACUCCAAGCAGGGCAGCAUCGGUGACCAGAGUUUUUACGGGAACACCUGCGUGUACUUUGGCAUCCCAGCAGAGGAUUCAGCACGCUUUGACCUCAGCCAGUACUUAAAAGCUGCAGCUGACUUCAUACAUAAAGCCCUGAAGAGCAAAGAUGGGAAAGUGCUGGUGCACUGCAUCAUGGGCAUGAGUCGAUCGGCCACUUUGGUCCUGGCUUACUUCAUGUUACGACAGCGUCUCCCACUCAGAGACGCUCUGAGGCGCGUCGUCCAAAAACGAGCCAUUUACCCCAACAGGAACUUCCUGUCUCUCCUCCUCAAGCUGGAUGAACAGCUGACAUUCAAACGGAGAUUGUGUCCUCUCCUCUGACAUCUCUCUUUUCACCUCCUCUAAACCUUCUUCAUCACAUUAGACCUCUCUCUCUUUCCAUGUGUUACACUCCACUCUAAUCAGUAUGCACAAUAUCUGUAAAUAAUACUAUCAGAAUGGGUAUGAUGUAGUCAGAGGUGUGAGUUUGACGGUGGUGAACAUUUAAAGUCCAGCUUUUUAUUCCUAAGGUUGUCCACUUUUCAUUCAGCAACGGUCAUAUUUUGUAAAUAUCUCAGUGUUCUAUGUCAUAUCUGUAUUCAACUGUUACCAGUCUGUGCUUUGUAAAUAUAGCUUUAUCACUUGUUGUGAAUAUCCAUUAAAGACAUUUUAUGAUA
Messenger RNA from Sebastes umbrosus (honeycomb rockfish), 923 nucleotides. RefSeq names its product dual specificity protein phosphatase family protein. NCBI's taxonomy places the organism in Eukaryota, Metazoa, Chordata, Actinopteri, Perciformes, Sebastidae. Gene Ontology annotation, cellular component: cytoplasm. The transcript has 3 exons. Gene Ontology annotation, biological process: protein dephosphorylation; negative regulation of MAPK cascade. The record is from RefSeq and is a predicted model, not a curated record. Gene Ontology annotation, molecular function: protein tyrosine/serine/threonine phosphatase activity; MAP kinase phosphatase activity. The coding region runs from base 34 to 588 and encodes 184 amino acids.